Ochotona curzoniae (black-lipped pika) is the source of this 2487-nucleotide messenger RNA. RefSeq names its product phospholipase D family member 5 (gene PLD5). The coding region runs from base 1 to 1614 and encodes 537 amino acids. The record is from RefSeq and is a predicted model, not a curated record. The transcript is spliced from 10 exons. Gene Ontology annotation, molecular function: catalytic activity. Lineage: Eukaryota; Metazoa; Chordata; Mammalia; Lagomorpha; Ochotonidae.
AUGGAGAUCCGGCAGCACGAGUGGCUCUCGGCCUCCCCCCACGAGGGCUUCGAGCAGAUGAGGCUCAAAAGCCGCCCCAAGGAGCCUUCACCGAGCCUGACCCGAGUGGGCGCGAACUUCUAUAGCAGCGUCAAGCAGCAGGACUACAGCGCCAGCGUCUGGCUUCGGAGGAAAGACAAGCUGGAACACUCCCAGCAGAAGUGCAUCGUGAUCUUUGCCUUGGUCUGCUGCUUUGCCAUCCUCGUGGCCUUGAUAUUUUCAGCCGUGGACAUUGUGGGAGAGGAUGAGGAUGGACUCUCAGAAAAAAAUUGUCAAAAUAAAUGUCGAAUUGCCCUGGUGGAAAAUAUUCCUGAAGGCCUUAACUAUUCAGAAAAUGCACCAUUUCACUUAUCACUAUUCCAAGGCUGGAUGAAUUUACUCAACAUGGCCAAAAAAUCUGUUGACAUAGUGUCUUCCCAUUGGGAUCUCAACCACACCCACCCAUCAGCAUGUCAGGGUCAACGUCUUUUUGAAAAGUUGCUGCAAUUGACCUCUCAAGAUAUUGAAAUCAAGCUAGUGAGUGAUGUGACAGCUGAUUCAAAGGUAUUAGAAGCCUUGAAAUUAAAGGGGGCCGAGGUGACGUACAUGAACAUGACCGCCUACAACAAGGGCCGGCUGCAGUCCUCCUUCUGGAUUGUGGACAAACAGCAUGUGUAUAUCGGCAGUGCUGGCUUGGACUGGCAAUCUCUGGGACAGAUGAAAGAACUUGGUGUCAUCUUCUACAACUGCAGCUGCCUGGUCCUAGAUUUGCAGAGGAUAUUUGCUUUGUAUAGUUCAUUAAAAUUCAAGAGCCGAGUACCUCAGACCUGGUCCAAGAGACUCUAUGGAGUCUAUGACAAUGAGAAGAAAUUGCAGCUUCAGCUGAAUGAGACCAAAUCCCAAGCAUUUGUAUCGAAUUCUCCCAAACUCUUUUGCCCUAAAAACAGAAGCUUUGACAUAGACGCCAUCUACAGCGUGAUAGACGAUGCCAAGCAGUAUGUGUACAUCGCCGUCAUGGACUACCUGCCCAUCUCCAGCACAAGCACCAAGAGGACAUAUUGGCCAGACUUGGAUGGAAAAAUAAGAGAAGCAUUAGUUUUACGAAGUGUGAAAGUUCGACUCCUCAUAAGCUUCUGGAAGAAAACUGAUCCUCUCACAUUUAACUUUAUUUCAUCUCUUAAAGCUAUUUGCACUGAAAUAGCCAACUGCAGUUUGAAAGUUAAAUUUUUUGAUCUGGAAAGAGAAAAUGCUUGUGCUUCAAAAGAACAAAAGAAUCACACCUUUCCUAAAUUAAAUCGCAACAAGUACAUGGUGACAGAUGGAGCAGCUUAUAUUGGAAAUUUUGACUGGGUAGGGAAUGACUUUACCCAGAAUGCUGGCACUGGCCUUGUUAUCAACCAGGCAGAUGUGAGGAACAACAGAAGCAUCAUUAAGCAACUUAAAGACGUGUUUGAAAGGGACUGGUACUCGCCCUAUGCUAAAACCUUACAACCAACCAAACAGCCAAACUGCUCGGGCCUGCUCAAACUCAAAUUCCCCUCAAACAAAACUGCCAGCUACAACACAAGUGGGAGAGAGCCCUUGAGUGUGCAAUGAGAACAAGCAAACUGACCAAACAGCUCUGAAUUUCUUAUUUAUACCUACAGGACCUGAGGAGAGGAGUGAAGAACAAUUUAAUAUGUCUUUUUUUUUUUUUAGGGAAAAAGCACACUUACAAAAAAUGUUCUCUGAACAUGUGAUACCUAACUAACAGUAUCUUAGCGCCGUAUAUACUGCAUUGAAGACUUUUGUAUUUGUUACUUCAGACAGAGAAUGUCAUCCUGGUUUAGACGUUAGUUUUUACAAUUGCAUACAAAUUUUAAGACUUGGAUACUUGCUUCCUGUUCCUCUUUGGUCAUAGGACCCCUUUCCUGCUGACCCACCUGCUCAGUUCUUAGGAAGCCUCGCAUGAGGCGAGUGCUUUCUUUAAUGCAAUUCUGAGAUCUGGUUCUGGACGUGAAGGGGGAGAUUUAGCAGAAGAGACUGAGGACUCCAAGUCUCUGUCCUCGUGAACCCUCUCCAAGACUCGUACAGUCAGCUAAGCAUGAGCAGUUUAUAUCUCAUGCCAGCCUUCAGAACCCUUGAAGAAUACCAAUUUUACUUCAUUUUCAUUUUCUCUCAAUACCACAAUUUUUUUUUGCAUCACUUUCUCUUACAGAAUGUUCUUAUUACAUAGCAUCCCUGUAUCCACCUCAACAUUAGUUCCAAGUGUGAUAACAUCUUUUGAAACUGUAUGAAUUCCUCAGAAUAUAUAAAGUGGCAGUGUUUCAUUUUCAACUUUCAGCUGCAUUUUCCCCAUAUCAAAUAGAUAUUUUCGAACCACAGCCAGCAAUAUGUAUCCUUUCUCUCAAGCUCAGAUAAAUUAUGCAGUCACCUGCUAAUAUCCAGCAAGCUAUUAGUCUGCAUUUUGAGAAUAAAGUAGUUUUUCAC